Humulus lupulus (European hop) is the source of this 1198-nucleotide messenger RNA. RefSeq names its product cell wall protein RBR3-like. NCBI's taxonomy places the organism in Eukaryota, Viridiplantae, Streptophyta, Magnoliopsida, Rosales, Cannabaceae. The transcript has a single exon. The record is from RefSeq and is a predicted model, not a curated record. Bases 48 to 809 code for a protein of 253 amino acids.
UAAGCCCUCCUAUUCUCACCUUAUUAUAGCAUCAAUUAUUACUAAAAAUGCUCACAAGUAGUACCUCAGACCUUACUCAUAACUCACUCAAAAUUAUCACUCAUCCCAAUGAGUACAAACUCUUCUCUAAGCAGCGCCUAAUGAAGAGAGACUUAUCCAUAUCCACCACAUCCAUGGAGGAUCAUCACUACCAUGGUGGAUCUUCAGCUUCAAUCCCAUUCAUGUGGGAAUCUCAACCAGGAACUCCAAAAGUCAAGCUCAGAGAAAACCCUUUACCUCCUCUCACUCCUCCACCUUCUUAUUGUUACAGUCCUAUUAGUACUCCCUCUUCAAAAAAAUCUUCAUCAUCCAAAACUAGAAAAAAGACCUCAAAACCUAAUCUUAUACGCACUAUUUUCCCAAAGCAUGAUUUCAAUGGUUCUAGUACUAAUAAUAAUACUACCAGAACACGAAAUAAUACUUUUCCUUCAUCGCCUAAUUCUCUUUCAUCACCAUCUUCUUCCUCAUCACUCUCCUCUUCUCCAAAGUCAGUAUCCUACUACUCUUCAUCGGUGCCUUCUUCGCCGGCAUGUACUACUUCAUCGAAACACCACCACGGACGGUGGAGAAUGAUGUCAUCAUCUAGUCCUCGGCGGCCGGUGGAUUCUAGGGUUAAUAAUUGUCAUGACGAAGAGAAUUAUGAAGAGUAUGGCCAUGACUACUCUUCACCAGUUUCAACUCUGUGCUUUAAUGGCCGUAGUGGGGCGAGUGUAAAGUCCAGAUCAAGCUUUUACUCAUCCUUCAUAAAGGUACUGCUUAACCACAAAUAAUAAUUGGCUGAUGAUGAUCACUACAGUUUCUUGGUUGGGGAAAAAAAAGCUUGAUUUCAUAUUGAGCUAGUCUUAUUAUUACGUUGUAACAUUUUUUGUUUAAUUGUGGUACCGUGACCAAAAGAAAAAGAAAAGAUCAAUAAUGAUGAUCAAUUAUGUAGCUUAUAUGAUAAUAUAAUACAAGCUAGUGGGGAUUAGGGGCAAUGUUAUAAUUAUAAUAUUGGAGAAUUUACCAACAUAUAAUAUAUAGAUAUACGUACAUAUCAUGCUGUAAUUGUAAUAUCAUUGCUGUCAUAUAUGUAUGAUUUGACCGUUAUCCGGGAAAUUUUUGAUCAUACGCAAGGGCAGUAUUGAAAUAAAGUAUAUUUCUUUGUGAUCAAGAAAUGUUG